GCCAAAUGCUCAGCUCCCGGUCCUCGAUUGCCAUGCUGUUGGCGAUGGCGGGGGCUUCGUUGGCAGAUAUGUGCGGGAGACCCAGCUUAGAGAGCUGGGAAGGAACAUGUUUGAAGUCGGGAGUAGGAGGGUGGGGGACCCCCGAAGGCGAUGGCUUCUACAUCAUGGAGGACGGGACAAGGUUGGAAGGCUCGUAUCAGAACGGCAAGCCUGUGGGUUUCGGCAUCUUCACUUGGGCCAACGGACAGCGUUUUAUUGGAUACUGGGAGAACGGCAAGCCACAUGGGAAUGGAACAUUCACAUGGAAGAACGGGAAGAGGUUCGAGGGUUCGGUGAUCGACGGAGUCCCUCAAGGGAAAGGACGACUCGUCUGGCCGGGGGGUGAAGAGUACAAGGGGACGUUCGUGAAUGGGAAGGAGGACGGCAGGGGGCUCUUUGUAUCCUCGGAAGGAUCUUACUUCUGUGGGGAGUUUAGACAGGGGAACGGAUAUGGAAGUGUCUUGGUCAAGUUCGAGGACGGGUCGGUCUACGCUGGUGACUGGAGCAACAGCAGCCUCACAGGCCGAGGCGUCUCUUACUUUCGGGGGAACCGUUACGAAGGAGAGUUCCUGGAGGCGCUGCCAGGAGGUCGGGGAGUGAUGUUCACGGAGAAGUCCGUCAAGUACUAUGGAGAUUGGAGCCAAGGAGCUCGCAACGGCUCGGGCGUCUACGUGUGGCCUGAUGGCUCGGAGUAUCGUGGAUCCUUCAGAGCUGGAGUUCAGCAUGGUUGCGGAGUACAAGUGCUGCCCGGCAUUCUGUGGGGAGAGGAGCUAGUGAAGGGCUUGUGGGUCAACGGGUCUCAGCAGCAGGAGGGACUGAGCUCCUGUGUGCAGCCGGGUGAGACUGACAUCCUUGCCUUGCAAAGCGCCGAAGCUGCCAAGGAGUCGGCUCAGGAAGCCCGGAGGAGGCUGGAGGAAGCGUUUGAAAUCGCAAGGACUAUCCCGGAGUGUGCCAUAAUGAACCUGUCGGGCUCGGUUGAGAACACCUUUCCUGCGGUUUCAACCUUUGUCUUCACGGAGAGACACCUGAUAGCUGCUGCUCUCUUUGUUACUUGCCUCACUUCUAUCGCUUGUUUGUACCUGAUUGUUGCACCGACGUCUCCACACGGUCAGCAUGACAAACAACCCGAGAAAACGAAAAGUAAGGGCGAGGUCAAAGACAACAAAGGCAGCAAGAAAGAAAAGAAUAAUUGAUCUCUGUGUAUAUAUGUACAAAUAGUAUAUGAAUUGAAUCAUUUUG
Molecule: messenger RNA, 1278 nt
Organism: Guillardia theta CCMP2712
Lineage: Eukaryota; Cryptophyceae; Pyrenomonadales; Geminigeraceae
Exons: 14
Coding region: 6-1232 (408 amino acids)
Source: RefSeq, a predicted model, not a curated record